AUGACGACUCGGACUAUGAAGCAAUGGGUUCUACACGGUAAAAGCGGCAUAGAUGCUCUGAAACUCGAGGAGACUGGUAUUCCGCAACCAGGAGAAAAUGAAGUCCUCAUCAAAAUACAUACAGUAUCGCUGAAUUUUAGAGACUUAAUGAUUGCCACUGGGACAUAUUACUGGAAACAGUCAGACGCGGUAGUCCCCGUCUCAGACGGAGCAGGGGAAGUCAUCAGUAUCGGAGCCAAAGUCAAACGGUUCAUACCAGGACAACGUGUGAUGCCUACAUUCUUCCAGGGCUAUAUCAGCGGUACUCUGUCCCAACAACACAUGGACUCAGCUCUGGGCGCACUACCCGACGGCGUUCUCCGCGAAUAUGCCGUCUUUAACGAAGACAGUCUUGUCCAUAUACCUUCUAAUCUCUCAUAUGAAGAAGCUUCAACUCUGCCCUGCGCCGCCCUUACUGCAUGGAACUGUCUGUACGGCUCAAGACCGCUUCAGCCAGGCGAUACUGUCCUGACCCAGGGAACCGGCGGCGUAAGCAUCUUCGCGCUACAAUUCGCAGUAGCCGCGGGCGCUGAGACAAUCGCGACAACAAGCUCGGAGACAAAAGAGCAGCGAUUGAAACAACUAGGUGCACAUCAUGUGAUCAAUUAUCGCAAAGAUCCUGAAUGGGGCACGACCGUGAGAAAGCUAUCACUCAAUCAGCAAGGUGCCAACUAUGUGGUUGAAAUCGGUGGACCGGGAACUCUGCAACAGAGCUCAAAGGCUGCUGCCGUAGGCGGCGAAGUGGCUAUCGUGGGGAGACGUAGUGUAGAUGCUGGUAGCAAAGAAGUUGCUGCGUGGAAUCCGCAUGCUGUCGUUCACAGUACGCGACGCAUUGCGGUUGGCAGUCGUUUGCAGUUUGAGGAUAUGAAUAGGGCUAUUGAGGUGAACAAGAUCCGGCCGGUAAUUGAUCGGGUAUUCGCUUUUGAGGAUGCUAAAAAAGCGUUCAAAUAUGUCUGGAAUCAGGAACAUAUAGGAAAGGUUGUCAUUCGAGUUGCAGGGGAUAUAUCAUCCUGA
This is a messenger RNA of Talaromyces stipitatus ATCC 10500, 1053 nucleotides long. Its product is annotated as quinone oxidoreductase, putative. The transcript has 2 exons. Gene Ontology annotation, molecular function: oxidoreductase activity. The record is from RefSeq and is a predicted model, not a curated record. The coding region runs from base 1 to 1053 and encodes 350 amino acids. Lineage: Eukaryota; Fungi; Ascomycota; Eurotiomycetes; Eurotiales; Trichocomaceae.